Amoebophrya sp. A120 is the source of this 3502-nucleotide messenger RNA. The record is from the annotation of a GenBank genome assembly. NCBI's taxonomy places the organism in Eukaryota, Dinophyceae, Syndiniales, Amoebophryaceae.
GUUCGAUGUGUUUUUAAGUAUUUUGAGUGUUGUACCAUUGAAGGUGUGAGGUUUUUUGAAGACAACAAGGGCGACUCAGUGUACAACUGUCUUGCAGUUGAGUCCUUGUCGGACUAGAGAAUAAAAACACACGCGGAAAAAUAGUACACGAUUGUUUCCACUACCCGAUGGCGGCCCUGCUCGCGGCUUGUGCUCGUCGGUGCACGAAUCUUCGCCGUUUUACGAGAACAACCGACAGCAGCAGUGCGCAAAACCAAAAUCCCCAACAUAAGUUCCCUGUCAGUGCUACAACUCCGCCUCCGGAAGACGAGGAACACCACAUUUACGUCGAGGGCAAUAUUUCGGAUGUGAAUUUUCCCGUCGACACGAAGCAUUGGCAGAUCAUCAUUCCCAAAGCGCACCGCAACUACGAGCAUCCGGAGGAAGAAAUCAGAAAUCCGGAAGAAAUCAAAGCCAUCCCGCUUUGCUCGCUGUCUCCCGACUACUCAAAACGGGUUCUGAAGAACACCAUAGAAUGGGACAGUUUUGGCUUUGUCGAGCAGUGCCUUCGGUGUCAUCUACAAUUGAAAGUGAUGUUGGUGAAGAAGAAAAUUCCUCGAGGGUCUUUAGGUGGCUCUUCCAGUAAGAGGGCGAACAACGGAUCAUGGUCCUGUAGCAGAAGAAAAUGCCGUGCGUGUUUAAGGAAUUCGUGGAGAGGUUGUAUACGUCGCAUAAUAAAUCCAUCAGCUGCACGACCCGCUCUCCCUCUCGAGAAGAAGCAAAUCUUCUCGACUUGGGAAAUCGGCGGGCCGCUUUGCCAACAUCUCGAACUGCAUGUCGAAAUCGACACGGUGCACUUCAAUUGGAUAGAAGGUCCUCCAGUGCUCUCCGUGGAGCUGCCGUUAGAGGACGAGGACGACGAGGAUCAUGUUGGAGAAAAAGAAAAUGAUUCUCGAGUAGAUGACGGCGCCGGCGGAGAGGGAACAACAGACGUGGAUCAGGACUCUUCCCCGUCCUCCAGCCUGUGCGAAGCGGUGACGCAUUGCAACAUUUGCUGGGAGGCGCAUAAACACAAGUUCGACGGCUACGAGGAAAUGGACACAAGCGAGGUGGACACUAGCGAGAGUGAUAGUUCCAGUCCCGCGCGCUCCGAUCACGAAUAUGUUGUAGUAGCAACAUCUACCAGCACAUCAAGCAGUUGUGCCGGCAGUGAUCCACCAUCUAGUACUUCAAUUUAUUCGACCGCCGAAACAACUCCUGCUGCGAUGAACAAGAGAAAAUUAUCGCUCGCCCCCGUCAUUUUUCACAACAAUCUUCUCCUCGAGAUUUACCAAUUUCUCCACGUCAGAGAUUGGGUCACGCACUCCCGCGUGUCCAAGCACUUCCAACAAACUUUAAACACGAAGACCGCGCGUCUCUUCCUCUUCAGCAAAUAUAACCGCUUUUCGGCGUUUUCGAGUCUCUUGCUGCCCGAGCACCGGUUGUUCUACAAAAUUUUCAUUUUGGUCAGGAUGCUGUUCAAGCGGGAGUUUUUCGAGGUGCAAAAAAAGCCCAUGCGGUUGAAGGGCAGCGCGAAGUUCCGCUUCGAGCUCUUUCAGCGGCUGGACUGGCUAGAACCCAUCCUGCGGAUCUGCAAGGACCGAAAGGGCCCGAAGGCUCUGUGCGUCCACGCGCCAUUUACCGCGGAGCAGGCAGCGGACGUCGAGCAGUGGGGCGGGCAGAAUCUGGUCAAGGGGGUGUUGGCGCAGGCGCUGCGAUUCGGUAAGUACUUGAUUUGCUUUGCUUUUCGGUCGUAGACUUCUUCAUCUCUACUUCCGAAAGAAUUCGGUAGAAAUAAAUGCGAGUUGAAUAUACACGAAUAGUUACAUACAUGGUUCCACCGCCAUAAAAGUUCAUUCAUGCUUCCACCACUUCAGGCGACUGCCACACCGCCGCUGUCGCCCUCAGCUACGGCGCCUCCCCCUUCGAGCCCUUCUGGGUCGUCUGCCCGUUCGGCGGGUUGCGCGCGCGGAAGGAGGAGUCCAUGCUGUCGCUUGCCGCCGUUUCGGGGCAGGUGGCCUCCGUGAACUGGAUUUUUGAACUGUACGAAAACCUCCCGGACGAGGAGAAGCGAAAACACCUGGAACACAGCCAGGCGGAGAACCCGGAGAACGAAUUUCGCUUCGGAAUCGACCAAACCACGCCCGUAUCAAGUGUAAAAAUGUCUGGGUCUGGAAGGAUGUAAUUUGUGAUGCGCAUUUCAGAACGCAAAAAAAUCUCUGACGCAUAGGCAGCAAAAGCUGCUCACUUUCUGUCACCAAAAUGGGGGAUUUGUCAUGCGGAUUCGGCAUUGCGGAAGCUUCUCGAAACCUGUGAUGCUAGAGCUUCCAUGCCAGACCUUCUGUGUCAUGCUGAAGCAGCAUGAUUCUUCCAGACCCAGACAUUUUUACACUUGAUAGCCCGGGCUGCAGUCCGCUUUGCACGCCGCGGCGUUUUCCGGGCACGAGGAAGUGUUGAAAAUCCUGUUGCAGCACAAAGCGAACCCCAACGUCGAGGACGGAAACGGGUUCACGCCCCACACGCUCGUCGAGUCCAUGAUGCAGCUGCGAUUACACUACUUGGCCAGGGAUCCGAGUAGGUGGAAACGAGUGAAGGACUUGCUCCGCCCGCGGCGACAGUUAGAACGGGAGCCGAUGCAGCGGGUGGCCGAGAUCCAGCCAGCGGUGCCAAACAAUAAUGAUCCGGAGGAGGGGAGGGCGGAGCUUGUAGACAGAGUGGUCGAUAGAGUCGCGGAUCGGAUCGUCGAAAUGGCGGUGGAAAGAGUAGUCAACAAUUUGAGAAGAGGUGGAGAUGCGGGUGACGAAAAUGGUGAAGAAAUAAAUCCUACGAGUAGACCCCAACCGGGAGCGCCUGAACAAGCGGACUGGAACCUGCAAUCCACGGCUGCUCCUGCUUUUGGCGCUCUUGGCGACGGAAUGUUGAAUAGCGGUAACGAGACCAACACAUCCACCGGGUCCGGACGAUUGUCCUUGCAGGACCAGUACAACAAAAUUUUCCUUGUCGAGCAGAACGCCGAGGAAAAUGCAGUUCGGCGCCGUGCUUUCACCUGGCCACAGAGUAGAGUACUAGGAGGCGUGGGAAUCGAGGAGGAACAAGAGAAAAGCGGUGAGGCAGAAGCUGCGGCAGAGUAGAGCGGCGAGAGUAGAAGCAGUGCGGGAAAUGAUAGACACUAAGGGGGCGCGGGCGGAGGAAGUGGUGCGAGCUGAGUCAACGGUUGAAAGGUCUUGCCUUGUCUUCAAGAAAGAUUUGUUUUCAGUCAUGUCAAUUUUCCGGUCGCUAAGGUCUUAGUAGAUUGAAACCGUGAGCGAUGAUGGCUAUUUUCUUUUAAAAUUUCUUUCUUCGUCGGCAAGCUACUGCAGCAAGAACUGAAGCAAAAUUUUUCGUAGGGAAAAGCAAGAAAGAGAUACCUAAUGACCGUCUUGUCUCAGAUAGUGGACAACGCAAAUAGACCUUAGAAUCAUGCCUGGCGUGAAUUAUGUACGAG